Dothidotthia symphoricarpi CBS 119687 is the source of this 2091-nucleotide messenger RNA. Its product is annotated as P-loop containing nucleoside triphosphate hydrolase protein. Gene Ontology annotation, molecular function: ABC-type transporter activity; ATP binding; ATP hydrolysis activity. The record is from RefSeq and is a predicted model, not a curated record. Gene Ontology annotation, cellular component: mitochondrial inner membrane. The transcript has 4 exons. Bases 1 to 2091 code for a protein of 696 amino acids. Gene Ontology annotation, biological process: intracellular iron ion homeostasis; transmembrane transport. NCBI's taxonomy places the organism in Eukaryota, Fungi, Ascomycota, Dothideomycetes, Pleosporales, Dothidotthiaceae.
AUGCUGAUUCCCCCGCUUGCCCGCGCUGCCAGACGGCCGGGCCUCGACGCCCUCUCGCUCUCGCGCCCGCACCCUCUCCGCCCGCUGUACUCGCUCCACCACGCCACGCGCGUCUUCACCUCGUCGCCGCUCCACCGCAAGGACGUCCACGGCCAGCGGCCUGCAGCUGUCCUCGCCAAGGACAAGCUCGCCGGCGAUGCCGCCAAAGCCAAAGCGGCCAGGGCAGACCCGCUGCUGCAGGAGCAGGUGCUCACCAACAAGGCCCAGCGUAAGGCCGACUGGGCCAUCAUCACGGAGAUGUCGCGCUACCUGUGGCCCAAGGACAACAUGGGCACCCGCUUCAGGGUCGGCUUGAGCGUCGGCCUGCUGCUCGGCGCCAAAGUGCUCAACGUCCAGGUCCCCUUCUACUUCAAGAACAUCGUCGACGCCAUGAACAUCGACUUUGUGGCCGUGGGCGGCACCGCCGGCACCGUGGCAGGCUCCAUGAUCCUCGCAUAUGGCAUGACGCGCAUCGGCGCCACCGUCUUCCAGGAGCUUCGCAAUGCCAUCUUCGCGAGCGUCGCACAAAAGGCCAUCCGCAAGGUUGCCUGCAGCGUCUACGAGCAUCUGUUGCGCCUUGACCUCAGCUUCCAUCUGGCGAGGCAAACGGGAGGCUUGACGCGGGCCAUCGAUCGCGGAACAAAGGGCAUCAGCUUUCUCCUGACGUCCAUGGUCUUCCACAUCUUUCCCACCGCCUUUGAAAUCUCCCUCGUGUGCGGCAUUUUGACGUACCAAUAUGGCUGGCAGUUCGCCGCCAUCACCAGCGCCACCAUGGCUGCCUACACAGCCUUUACCAUCUUGACCACCUCCUGGCGAACAAAGUUCAGGAAGCAGGCCAACGCCGCCGACAACAAAGCAGCCACGACGGCCGUAGACUCUCUGAUCAACUACGAAGCAGUCAAAUAUUUCAACAAUGAAAAGUACGAAGUCGGCCGGUACAACCAAUCCCUGCAAGCCUACGAAAAAGCCUCCAUCAAAGUCGCUACAUCGCUUGCCUUUCUCAACUCCGGCCAGAACAUCAUCUUCUCUUCUGCUUUGACUGCCAUGAUGUACCUCGCAUGUAACGGCGUCGCAACCGGCCAGUUGACUGUCGGCGAUCUCGUCUUUGUGAACCAGCUUGUUUUCCAGCUGUCUGUACCUCUGAACUUCCUUGGUUCCGUCUACCGCGAGCUGCGUCAGAGUCUGCUAGACAUGGAAACACUUUUCAACCUCCAAAAGGUCAACGUCAACGUCAAAGACAAGCCGGACACAAAGGCCCUCGUCCUCACCAAAGGCGAAAUCAAGUUCGAAAAUGUAUCUUUUGGCUAUCGUCCCGACCGACCCAUCAUCAAACAUCUCAACCUGACCAUUCCCGCUGGUAAAAAAGUAGCCAUUGUAGGCCCCAGUGGAUGCGGGAAAUCGACCAUACUGCGCUUGCUUUUCCGCUUCUAUGACGCGCAGGAGGGUCGCAUCUUGAUUGAUGGUCAGGACAUUCGCGACGUUUCUCUUGACAGCCUGAGAAAAGCUAUCGGAGUUGUGCCCCAGGACACACCACUUUUCAACAACACCAUCGAACACAACAUCCGCUAUGGAAACUUGGACGCGAGCCCAGAGAAGGUCGUCGAAGCUGCCAAACGUGCACGUUUGCAUGAUAGCAUCAGUCAAUUCCCAGAUGGAUAUGGUACCAUGGUCGGUGAGCGGGGAAUGAUGAUCUCAGGAGGCGAGAAGCAGCGACUUGCCGUUUCCAGACUUAUUCUGAAAGAUCCUCCGCUUCUCUUCUUUGACGAAGCGACAUCUGCACUGGAUACUCACACAGAAUCCGCUCUACUCUCACACAUCAACUCCCUUGUCAGAGAAAAGAAGCGCACUUCCGUCUUCGUUGCCCACCGAUUGCGCACAAUCUAUGACUCCGACUUAAUCAUUGUACUCAAGGAAGGAGGGGUGGCGGAGAGCGGGACACAUCAAGAGCUUGUCGACCGUGCAGGGCUUUAUAGUGAGCUAUGGAGUGUGCAGGAGACCAUGUUUGUUGAUCCUAAGGAGGAGGUGGUAGACGGGGCUACAAAGCAGAAGUAG